AUGUCUUCGAACUCUUCUUCAAUCAAUUCUUCCUCUAAUCAGAUCCUUCCAGAGGAUCGCCGCGAGCCUUCGGAGCUGAGCUCUUCUUCUUCACACCCUCGUUCGUCUGACUCUUCUCGGGAAGAAAGCAAUCCCCCCCAGUUAGUUCGCAAGAACUCUAAAUCGGUGGAUGCGAGUAGCAGCCAUGCUAGGGUUCGAGUUGAAGCUACCGAGCAACUGGCGACAGAAACUCGCGAGACGGAGGCUCGAGCUGGGCCGAACUCUGGUGGUAUUGACCACGAGAUCGAGGAGGUCGAAGAACCUGAAGGAGAAAAUCAGGAAGGGAGCGCUACUGAGGCAGAAGCUGCCGAGGAUAACCUCGAUGCUGUGAUUCACGCUUCGCCACCACUUCCAAGGCGCAAAGUUGUUCGUCCCAGCAACAUGCCAUCUUCCUCUGUCUCUCCGGGUGCUGUUCGUGCCGUGCUCGAAGAAAGCGGACUCUCGGACCGAGUCAUCUUCAUAAUUCCAGAUGCCGGAGAUCGGCCGUGGGACGUCACCGAGGGUUUCCUCUGCGUUUACCUGACGUACUUUACGCAGUGCGGACUCUCCUUCCCAAUUCCUUCUCGCCUGCUCGGCUACUGCAAUCGUCGUGGCGUUGCUCUCACGCAGGUGAUGCCGGCUUCGAUAACGAACUACGUAGGGUUCGUAUCUCUUUGCGACGAGCUCGGCGAGAUUCCAACCAGUCGGCUUUUCGAGGACCUCUUCUCAGUGAAUAUCCACAAAUCCAAGGAGUGGUUCUUCGCUGCGAAUGCUAAGCCGAAGAAGAAUAUAGUCACUGGUCCUAAACCCAGUAAAUUCAACGACUGGGAAUCCCUAUACUUCCUCCUUGAGAUGAACGAUCUCACAGUCAGUAACUCUGACAUCCCGACUCAAUCGGAGUGGAAGAUUCCGAUCGGUCGUCAUCUCCCAAGUCUUCUUCUCAAUCCCGGGCUUACUUCUGAGUUCGAAGAAGCCUUCAGUGAAGCCGGUUCUGUUCGAGACCCGAAACCGCGAAAGCCAAAAGCUCGAACUAGCAAGCCUCGAGCCGCUCCCAGACGCAAAGCACCGAAGUCGCGAGCUCAACGUACCCGAGCUGCUAGGAUGCUCUCUCUAGACGAGAUCCCCACUCUCUUUGAUGAAGAGGAGCCAAAUAUUGCAGAACCGACUCCUAUCCCUGCUACCGAAGGGACCAAUGAGCAGCCUCAAGAAUUGCCGGCCGCUGCGAACUCACCUGACCAAGCUGGUCAGAAGAAGUUGAAGAAGAAGAAGUCCUCGAAGAAGAGUAAGAGGACUGAAGACUCCUCUCGGGCACAGGACGCGCCUGCCGAGCUCGAGCCGCCAACAGCUGUGGCGUCAGACCUUGCUCGAUCUCAGGAUCGAGCUGAGGCUUCUCAUUCUCGGAAGAGACAGGCUAGAGAACACGCCGAAGGUUCUCCAGAGCCCGAGCCGGCUAAAAGGAACGUUGACGCCUGCGCCGAGCUCUACCAGAAGAUCUCUUCUCAGGUCCCGAGCCUCCCGUCGGUCCCCGAGCUCCGGUUCCCUAACAUGUACAAGGGAAUCGCACGUACAACUGCAGUGCUCGCCAGUCAGACCAAUAACUUGGUCGCCGCAUACGAGGUAGAUCUCUUCGAUGAGCAAGUUAGGGUCACCGAGCUUGAGGAACGAAUAGCCAACGCAGAGGAGCGUCUCGCCACCGAGCUCCAGAUCAAUGAUACUUUGCACUCUUCGGUUGACCUGCUGAAACAAGAGAGUGCGGAGUUGAAAGCGGUGAAGGCCGAGCUCACUGAGGCUCAGAGCAUGCUCGCGAAGGAGUUCGAGAAAGACCGAGAGCGGCUGCGGGACUUGGUGUCCUACUGGAAGGGUCGAGCCAAAAGCCCGUACCUGGUGGUUAAUCAACUCACCGGAGUCCUCGGGUUCAUCAAGCAGCUCAAGAAGAAGGGCUUGUACGAGGUUCCACCCGAGAUGGUAGCGGACAUCGAGGCGAAGCACGCCAAGGCCCUGGAGGAGUUCCGUUCGGUCGAUGCUUGCGUCCUUACUGAAGAGGACAAGCGAAUGUCCCCGUUUUUGGAGGAAGAAGACACGCCGGCUGUGAACGUAACUCAGAGUGCUCACGACCCGGUGAUUGGCGAUUAG
Eutrema salsugineum is the source of this 2151-nucleotide messenger RNA. RefSeq lists its product as uncharacterized. The transcript is spliced from 6 exons. Lineage: Eukaryota; Viridiplantae; Streptophyta; Magnoliopsida; Brassicales; Brassicaceae. The record is from RefSeq and is a predicted model, not a curated record. Bases 1 to 2151 code for a protein of 716 amino acids.